Molecule: messenger RNA, 1364 nt
Organism: Lolium perenne
Lineage: Eukaryota; Viridiplantae; Streptophyta; Magnoliopsida; Poales; Poaceae
Cellular component (GO): chloroplast
Source: RefSeq, a predicted model, not a curated record
UGAGUUUACGGCUCACACACUCCCGCGAGCCCCACCACAUCAUCACAAAAAAGAUCCCGACAAAACAACCUCGUCGACCAUGCCCAUGGCCACCGCCGUCCUCCUCCGGCUCGCGCCGCUGCCGCCGCGCCCCAGCAGUCGCGCCCCCAGCUCCCCGAAGCCCGCUCUCCUCCCGCCCCUCGCCCGUCACCGCGGCCGCGCCGCGGGCGCCAUCAGGGCCGCCGGCGACGGGCUUGCCGACCAGACCACCGUGUACACGGGCGUGUACGGGCCCUGGUCCGUGGACGACGCGGACUUGCGCGAGGUGCUGCUGUACCGUGCCGGGCUCGUCACCGCCGCGGCCUCCUUCCUGGCCGCCUCCUCGGGGGCGUUCCUGCCGGCGGGGAACCCCGCCGGCGACGCCGUCCGGCAGGGCGCCGACCUGCUCUACGCCGCCGGGGCCGCGGGGCUCGGGCUGUCGCUCGUCCUCAUCCACAUCUACGUCACCCCCAUCAAGCGGUUCCUCCAGGCGCUGUGGGCGGUGGGAGUGCUCGGGUCCGUCGGGACCUACGCCCUCGCCGCGCAGCCGCUCGGCGAGGGGCUCGUCCGGUACGUGCUCGACCACCCGGGCGCGGUGUGGUUCGUCGGGCCCACCUUCGCAGCGCUCACUGGCCUCGUCUUCAAGGAAGGACUCUGCUAUGGAAAAUUGGAGGCUGGUAUCUUGACGUUUGUUAUCCCCACCCUUCUCCUUGGACACCUGUCUGGGUUGAUGGACGAUGGAGCAAAAUUGGGCCUCUUGGGAGUGUGGAUGGCGCUCUUCACCGUGUUCGCCGCGAGGAAAUUCCAGCAGCCCAUUAAGGAUGACAUCGGCGACAAGUCUGUUUUCAUGUUCAACGCACUCCCCGAAGAGGAAAAGAAAGCUCUGCUGCAGAAACUCGAGGCACCAACCGAGCAGAAGUUCGAAUAGCAGAUUUCCAUAAGGCACAAUGACGAUAGCCAGCUGAUGGACUUCCGGAUCGGUGCCUCCAUGAAGAGGAAGGGAAACUUUGCUACUGAAGCUUGGAGGUGCAAACUGAGAGGAACUUGAAUACCUGUAGCAAGCACAAGGUUGGUUGCUAGUCGUGAUCUGGCAGAUGUAUGUAGUAUAACAGAUGUAUAUGCUAGUCCGGGACUUCAGGGUGCUACACCCAUAAAUAGAUGAGACUGCUGCAAUUGUGAUAUAGCUGCAAAUCUGUUACUGGAUGUGCAUGCCCAACCCCUGGUGUCAGGAAUUUUUCAGAGCGAGAGCUUGCAUCUCUCAAACUGGGGCACUUUGUUGAAAUAUUACUGUCGCAACACCAUAAAUUUUCAGUGAAACAUGCGAUCCCAGCUGUGGCUGUUGGUAA